Messenger RNA from Colossoma macropomum (tambaqui), 3486 nucleotides. RefSeq names its product leucine rich repeat (in FLII) interacting protein 2 (gene lrrfip2). The record is from RefSeq and is a predicted model, not a curated record. Gene Ontology annotation, biological process: regulation of DNA-templated transcription. NCBI's taxonomy places the organism in Eukaryota, Metazoa, Chordata, Actinopteri, Characiformes, Serrasalmidae. The transcript is spliced from 28 exons. Bases 552 to 2822 code for a protein of 756 amino acids.
ACACACUUCCGGGACAGGCAGAGUAUCUUUCCCUGCCAUCUGAGCGGAGACAGGGCGAGGAAGAAGGAAGGAGGGAGCCUCUCCUGCACAGACAUGUUCAGCAGUGAGGAGUCCAAGUGAAAACGUCCUUCUCCAGAGCGCAGUUCAGAGAGUGGAGCUCAGCGCCCUGAAGACUUCAGCGCCGGAAAGAAAGCAGGAGUUUCUUUUGGAAGUGUGACGUGACGGGCAGUGUCAGUUUCUGCUGUCCCGCACACACUGACAGACACACCGCACCACACCACACACACUCUGCCGUUGGAGCGAUUAGGCCAGUAUCGCCAGCUAGCCAGCUCGCUAGCUGUUUUAACCAGCGCUAGCCUGAAGCGUCCUGGCCGCGGCGGUCGGUCUUUUUGUGGGAUUUGAGGUGACAUUGCGCUUUUCGGCUUUCCAGGACAACCCUGGACCAGACCGUGUGAUUCAGGCGGAGUGCGAAAGGAGAACACCACGAAACAAGUUAGAUCACAUUUUGGCUGUGGAACAGUCUUUGUGGAGCUAGAAACAGAGGAACAGACAUGGGAACACCAGGUUCAGGACGAAAACGCGCUCCAAUCAAGGACCGCUUUUCAGCUGAGGAUGAGGCCUUGAGUAGCAUAGCACGAGAGGCAGAGGCCAGACUUGCUGCAAAGCGGGCUGCCAGAGCAGAGGCACGAGACAUCAGAAUGAGAGAGCUGGAGCGGCAACAGAAAGAGCUCUCUUAUCACCACACCUCCUCUAGUAGGAAGUGGGGGCAAAUCCACCAGUGGAUGGCUGACACAGAGAAGGCCCGGCACAGCCAUCGAUCCAAAAGCCAUAGUCAUCGGAAGGGCCUGGAGGAUGAUGUUAUGUCGGUUCGGAGUAGUGGAAGUUACAGGUCAUCAUCUUCAUCGCUGCUAGGCAACUCUCAUUCCUCCAGCCGGUCUAGCACAUCUAGGAGAAAAGGCUUGGUGUCUGAUGGCCUCUACGGUAGUUCCUCUUUGAAGAGCUCUCACUCUACUAGCUCUUUGUAUAGUGACCUCCACAUGAAGCCUGUUUCCCAUAGCUCCAGGAAAGGCCUACUGACUGGACUGUAUCAUGACCAAAGGAACUACAGCAGUCUAAAGAACUCCAAACCACCUCCUACUUCCUCCUCCACUGUCUCUACCUAUCAGCCUCGGGCCACAUCCACCACUGGCUCCACAGGCCUGAUGCGCAGCUACAGCCUGGCCUCAAUAUGUGAUGAUGGUCUCUAUGGCUCAUACAGUUCCAGAGCUCCCUCUGAGUGCAGCUGGUACUCUUCUGGUGCCAGCUCUACCCGCAGUAGUCCUGUGUCCUCUUCUGAUGACGACUCUGCCAGUACUGUGUCUCAGGAUCGCUACGGCCGUGGAAGAAGGGAUAGUGUGUCGUCCGAUAUUUCUGACGUGAGCGCGACUGCGGCUGAUUAUUUCAGUCGCUCGAACCGCAGAGGCAGUAUUGUUUCUGAUUUAGAUGAUCUGAGCAUCCCAGAUCUGGACAGCUUGGAGGAGAAGUGUGACAAGCAGUACUCAGACUCCUUCAGUCGGCCGUCCUCUCGAUGUGCCACUCCAGGCCUCUCUGCUGCGUCUCUGGCCUCCCUGGGAGGCACCUCUUCCAGACGGGGCAGUGGGGACAUGUCCAGUAUUAUUGCUGACCCAGAUGCCUCUCUCAGUGAACUGAGGGACAUCUAUGAUCUAAAGGACCAGAUUCAGGAUGUAGAGGGGCGAUACAUGCAGGGGCUUAAAGAGCUGAAGGAAUCCUUGUCUGAAGUGGAAGAGAAGUAUAAGAAGGCCAUGGUAUCUAAUGCACAACUUGACAACGAUAAGGCAAACCUCAUCUACCAGGUGGAUACACUAAAGGACGUUAUCGAGGAAAUGGAGGAGCAAAUGUCAGAACUACGCAGAGAAAUGGAGGAGAAGUCAAAGGAAUUAGAGAGGCAAAAGCAUACGUGUACAGUCCUGCUGCAUAAACAAGAAGAGCUAAAAGAGGGGAUCCGUCAGCGUGAUGAACUUAUUGAGGAGAACCAGAACAUUAAGGUCAAGUUAGAUAACUUCACGAGAGAGGUGUUUGACCUGCAGGAAACUGUUAACUGGAAGGACAAAAAGAUUGCGGCCUUAGAGAGGCAGAAAGAGUACUUUGAUUGCAUUAGGAAUGAGAGGGACGAGCUCAGAGAUGAGCUGGCUGACCUCAAGGGGAAAUCCAAAGCAGUAGAGAAACACGGGCUGGUCAUCAUUCCUGAGGGUACGCCCAACGGUGAUGUCAACCACGAGCCCCCCACCUCAGGGAUCACUGUUGUCACACAGGAAGCUGCACAUAUGUUGGAGUCGGCUGGAGAUGGACCUCUGGAUGUUCGGCUACGAAAACUUGCUGAGGAGAAAGAUGAACUUUUAGCUCAGAUCAGGAAACUGAAAAUGCAGCUGGAGGAAGAGCGACAGAAACAUUCUAAGAUGGAAAGUGUUUACACAGACGGAGAACGGAUGGAAAAUGGCACAGACUUGCACUUAAUCGAAAUGCAGAGGGACGCCAACAGACAAAUUAGUGAAUAUAAAUUCAAGCUGUCAAAGGCAGAACAGGAAAUGGGUACAAUGGAACAAAAUGUCAACAGACUUGAAGGGCAGGUGUUAAGAUACAAAGCAGCGGCUGAUAAUGCAGAGAAGAUUGAAGAUGAGCUGAAAGCUGAGAAAAGAAAACUUCAGAGGGAGCUGCGUGCAGCCCUGGACAAGAUCGAGGAGAUGGAGAUGACCAACAACCACCUAGUAAAGCGUCUGGAGAAGAUGAAAGCCAAUCGCAACGCUCUCCUCUCUCAGCAGUGAUGAGACUUUGCCUUGGCCACUGCGCAAUCUUAAAAGCCCUUAAACUUCUUUCUAGUCUCGAGACUUUUCUGCCAUACACUGCAAAUGCUGCUCCUGUUCCCUAACGCCGUACGUGUGGGGAAACCAAAAAAAAAAACACCUGCUACCAACAAGAAGUCCUUUCUUCAUUAAACAUUUAAACCAAAAACAACAGACUGGUUCACACAUAACUUUGUGUCAGGAAGGGAGCCACUAAAUGAUUUUCCCCCUCUCUGAGUCUCUGAGGACCUUUUUUGGCUGGUAUUUUGUGUUUUUGAAAGCUUUGUAUAUCAUGUCAUUCACCUGGGUUUUAUUGCUUGGAUUUGGGUGCUUGAUUCCUCCUGAUGUCUUUUUGUUCCUCCCCAAUAAGUUGCAUGAAUGAAUAUAAAAGUGUAUUUUAAACUAAUUUCACACAGCUCUUAAACACUGAUAUACAUUCACAGCAGUGUGCCUUUUGUUCACAGGGAAACUAAGGGUUUGCAUUAUAAAGGAAAAAAAUCGGUACAGAAGAAAAAAAAUUAUUUAAUAUAGGGAUUUCAGUCAUGAUCUGAAUAUAAAACCAGUUUUCUGCUAUGGUUUCAGUGAGUUUUUGUUUUUUUUUCCAAAAUAUUUAAAAUAUUUCUUGAAAAUAAAUGUGUAAAUUAGU